AGUGGGCGUUUGAAAAAGCUGCAGCAAGUGUGUGUGUAUGCCAGCGAGUGUGUCUCAGCAGGAGGCGGGAAAAUAACAGCACAUGUUCGUCACUGAGCGAGCGUCAGGUUUAAAUUAUAUUCUGAGUGUGAGUGAAACGGUUCUGUGUUCUACGUACCAGAACUAUUCUUGGAGGCAUCCAUAUUUGGUGGAGGAUGUUAGAGGAAGAGGAGAUCCCAGAUAAAAAGACGCAGCAGAUCAGAACAGAGAUGAAGGAGAAUCAUGAUCAGCCCGAAGCUGAGGAGGGUCCAGAGCAUUCGCACGCUCGCUAUCAAUGUUUUUAAAGAGGAGGAAGAGGAGGAUAGUGGGAGACAGGAUGAGGAUGAAGUUGGUGACCUCCUGUCAGACCAAACAACCGACCCUUACUUGUCCACGUCUGUUGCAAGACUUCACUCCUUCACAGGAAAUUUCUCCGUGGAGUGUGGCGUGGGAGAAGUCAGUGCACCCAGUGACAUCAUCAGCCUGGUCAACGCUGAUAUCACUGUGUCAGCAGCAGCUUUUAUUGGGAUUCGCACUCCAGGACAAGGAGAAGGAGAAGCAGAAGCAGCGGGCCGGGCCAUGGCACACAGUCAUGACAUCAAUCACAUGUAUGGCCCGCCUCCUCCUCCACCUGUCCCUGCCUACUCCUGUGGCGGGGACAUGUACCAUGAGCAGCCAGCAGGGGGCUUCCUAAGCACAUCCACCUGUGCUGUCUCCUUUCACCCACCACCGACCUACAACCCUGCACCCAAACCGUCCGUAGAGGGCGCUGCACUGCUGUCCAUUAUGCCCGAGUACGGAGGGUAUUACCCUCAAAACUGCCAGAGAGACAAGCCCCUCCCACACCCUCUGGACUCUCUGCGCAUGGCUCCACCUCUCACACCUCUCAACACUAUUAGGAAUUACACUUUGGGGGCCCCGGAGGCCCCUAUGGCAGCUGCAUUCCCAGCCCACCAGAACCUGCCCCUGCGGCCUAUCCUCAGACCCAGGAAGUACCCGAAUCGACCGAGCAAGACACCGGUGCAUCAGCGCCCAUACCCGUGUCCGGCCGAGAGCUGCGACCGUCGGUUCUCCCGCUCCGACGAGCUGAGUCGUCACCUGCGGAUCCACACAGGCCACAAACCAUUCCAGUGUCGCAUCUGCAUGAGGAACUUUAGCCGCAGCGAUCACCUGACCACGCACAUCCGCACACACACAGGUGAAAAACCUUUCUCCUGUGAACAAUGUGGCAGGAAGUUUGCCCGCAGCGACGAGAGGCGGCGCCACAUGAAGAUCCACCAGCGGCAGAGGGAGAAGAAGACCACUGCCUCGUGAGGGAGCGCGUAAAAACACAACUGCACCCUCACCACGAUGACUGAAUGUAAACAAACAUCAAGUGGUUACUUUUAACCUUAGCGGGAAAAAAUAACACGACGAAACUCAAAACCAGUGCUUUGACUGCAGACGGUAACGGUCGACGACAGUUCAGGGUAUUUUAGUCUCAAUAUAAUUUAUAGAAGAGUCAUUUAUAAAUGUGCUGUGAGUGCCCCCUGCUGGGUAACGACUCAAUUCUCACCCACACUCAGGAGAAAUCUGUGAUAUUUGUUAUGCUCCGAUUUUUUUAAAACUGGAUUCAGUGUCUCAGGGUUUUUUUUUUAAUCCAUCAGGUUCUAACAUUUCUUAGUGAAACUUUAUUUUUUAGUGUAUUUAACAGUUAUUUGUGAUAACUUUAUUUUUAUUCAUUUUUGUUUUACAAUAAAACGUGCCAAAUGCUGACGUCGACUUGCAUCUUUGUAUUAUGCCAAAGAGUUACAUGUAUGUUAAAUGAAUGAAAAUCAACCAAAAUAUCAAACAGAAUUUGAAUAUUAUGCACAUAACACAGUUGAGGGGCUCAAAAAACAUUAAUUUCUCCAGAAUGUUGGACAAAUAAUUUUCUUUAGCACGUUUUGCGAGGUUGCAGUACCACCAGAUACGGACAGGGGGCAGGGACAGACACGUUAAAUGUUUAGUUUUGGAAAUAACGCAAUAACGAAAAAAAAAAACGCUUAAAUAAAUAUAUUCUGAUUUUCCUGAAAUGUAUAAAAGUUUAAGUGAAAGAAAUAUAUAGAAUAAAUAUCACAGGAAAACCAAAUGAUUUUUAUUUCAGUUGCAAACCUUAUAUGAGAAACACUCUGUACUCCUAUAAAAGGUGAAGGAACAAAGACAGAGUUCGUCAGUUGGCCCAGCAUUGGCUCAAGGAUAUUAUGUAUCUUAGUGAUAACUACAAAAGUGGACUAAGCUUAGAACUGUUCUUGGAAUAUUAGUUAGCUGACCCCUAACCUUAGGUGUGGAGUUACAGAGAGUAAAUUCCCUUUUUCAUUGUUCUAGGUGUUAAAUGACAAUAAAAAAAA
Messenger RNA from Cynoglossus semilaevis (tongue sole), 2387 nucleotides. RefSeq names its product early growth response protein 2b-like. The coding region runs from base 262 to 1332 and encodes 356 amino acids. Gene Ontology annotation, biological process: regulation of transcription by RNA polymerase II. The transcript has 2 exons. Gene Ontology annotation, molecular function: RNA polymerase II cis-regulatory region sequence-specific DNA binding; DNA-binding transcription factor activity, RNA polymerase II-specific. Lineage: Eukaryota; Metazoa; Chordata; Actinopteri; Pleuronectiformes; Cynoglossidae. The record is from RefSeq and is a predicted model, not a curated record.